This is a messenger RNA of Chenopodium quinoa (quinoa), 2099 nucleotides long. RefSeq names its product putative F-box/kelch-repeat protein At3g17570. Gene Ontology annotation, molecular function: protein binding. The record is from RefSeq and is a predicted model, not a curated record. Lineage: Eukaryota; Viridiplantae; Streptophyta; Magnoliopsida; Caryophyllales; Amaranthaceae. The coding region runs from base 501 to 1664 and encodes 387 amino acids. The transcript has 2 exons.
ACGGUUUCGGGUUAGAAACGGUUCGGUUUAUUUUCGGUUCGGUUUCCUUUCCAGUUCGGUUUAGAUUUGGUUCGGUUCUAAAACGGUUUAACAUUACUCGGAUCGGUUCGGUUUCGGGUUUACUAAAAUGCGGUUCGGGUCGGUUUUCGGUUUCAAAAAAUCGGUUUUUAAUCGGUUCGGUUCUCAUUCGAAUCGGUUUGAAUCGGUUCGGUUUCACCGGUUCGGUUCGGUUUUUGACAGUGCUAGGAAUGUACUAUACAAAGAAAACACGGACAAAAAAUACAUUAGCAUGAAAUGGGAAUGUUCUGGUCCGAGGAGGAUUACAAAGGCGAAGGCGAAAAGACAACAAAUUAAAAAGGCAUCAAAAAAUAAAACGCUAGAAUACAUAGUGGCAGGGACUGGCAGCUUUACAUAGUGCCAGCCUUUUGGAGUAGCUCAUUGCUGCAAAACCCACUUCUUCCUUUCUCUCCUCUUUUUCCAUUAACCCCAAAUCACCUGCUAUGGAGGAUAUGGAUCUUUGUUUACUGAACACUGAUAUCUCAUAUAAUAUACUGUCUCGACUGCCUGCUGAUAUAUUGGUCCAGCUGAAGAUGGUCUCAAAAGGGUGGCAGCACUUCAUUGCAGAUCCUGACUUCAUGCGCUUGCAGAUGAAGAUGGCAGAACCAAUUUUGAUUUCAGGAUACUUCUUCCAGGAAAAGUAUCUGUACUGUGAUAUCGAUGUUGAAAAGCUCAGUUACAUUCCCAUUAAAGCCAAGGAAACCAAAAUUUAUCAGAAUAUCCUAGAGUUUUUGCCUGAGAAGGUUACUAUUUUGGGAUCAAGCAAUGGUCUAGUCUGCUGUAGGAGUUGUAUCCCUUCUCCCGACCCAUUGAUAUACAUCUGCAAUCCUGUGAGUAAGAAAUGGAUGACUGUGAAGUGGGAUAGAAUCAACAGGAAGGACUAUAUUGCUUUCUCCUUCGAACCAUCUUCUACUUCCUCCAUGAAUGAGAACACAGACUAUAAUCUAGUUAGGGUGUUUGAAGUUGAUGUGCAUACUCCUGGGAAGGAAGAAUUCUACUUCACUUUUGAAACAUACAAUUGGGAAAGAAGGGUAUGGGUUAAAUCUAAGGAAAUUUGUCAUUGUGAAGAUUCUUUGUGCAUCACCAAAUAUGUUUUGGUUAAGGGUAUUUUAUACUGGCUGACAGAUGGUCACAUACUUCUUAUGUUCGACAUUGCAAAUGAGCUCUCUUUGCUCAUUACUCUCCCUAUUCCUUUCACUGAAGGUAAGCUCCCUGAAAUUUGUCUUGGAGAAUCUGAUGGAGAGCUGCAUUGUGUAGUGGUAUCACCGGAAGGACUUAUGAUUUGGGCCCUUGAGGACUGUUUCAGCUCCAACUGGGACCUCAGGUCGUUCAUAUCCUUCGAGGUGAUGGAAGAAGAAAAUCCACAAUAUCUAUGCAAUUUGGCAGAAAGAGUUUCAACAUCUGUUGGAGAAAAAGUCCCAUGGAUGCAACUUUUGGCGUUCAAAGAUGGCAAACUGUUCUUAAGGGUCUCCAAUUCUGCCUACUCUUUUGACAUUCAGACAAGGAGGAUUUGUUUUCUGUGUGACAUGCUUGAUCUUGGUCAUGAAUUUGUUGGUGCAACAGUGGUUCCGUAUUCUGUCACUAUGGCAUCAGUGGCUGAUUCCUAGAUGGUUUAUCUGCCCCUUCUUAUUUUUGGGUACAUGCAUAUUGCAACUACGCAAUUGGUGUUACUAGGUUCUACCUGUUAAAUAGUUACUAGCCUUUUGUUCCUAAAAUACUGCAUAUGGCUGCCAAAAUUCUGUUGAAAAAUCGCAGUUUUUCAGAGAAGUCACGUACAUUUAGUAGUAAAUGUGGUUGAUGCAGUAAUCUUAUUGUUCCAGAACAUACUGUAUACGGCUGCUGCCAAAAAUCUGGUGUAGAAUCCGUAGUUUUUGAGAAAAGUCACAGUACAUUUGGUCGAUUAAUGUGGUUAAUGUAGUAAUCUUUUGCAGCCUUAUCUAUUUUAAUGGAAUGCUAGACUUAAGUGAAGUGAAACAUCGUUGUCACAAUCAUGCUCAUUUCGACAUUCACUUUUAUGUUAGCUAACAAUGAGUAUGCAUGUC